Messenger RNA from Aspergillus alliaceus, 1320 nucleotides. RefSeq lists its product as uncharacterized. Gene Ontology annotation, biological process: chromatin remodeling. Gene Ontology annotation, cellular component: Ino80 complex. The record is from RefSeq and is a predicted model, not a curated record. The transcript is spliced from 2 exons. NCBI's taxonomy places the organism in Eukaryota, Fungi, Ascomycota, Eurotiomycetes, Eurotiales, Aspergillaceae. The coding region runs from base 216 to 779 and encodes 187 amino acids.
AGGAGAUUACCUAUUCGUUCUUGUGUUGCUAUACUAUCACAUAAUCAACACUCUCUAUCAUAAUAGUUUGGUGCCUUGGUUCACCAACUUCCUUCAGUCUAGACUCCGAACCAUUGAAACCCCGGUGCACACUCCGCACCUACCAGCAACUUCACAUCUGACCCCCAACCCACAAACCAACAUUUCAAAGAAAGAUCCAAUAUCCAAAUACAAUAAUGGCUCCCCCAACGCCCGCCGAAAAUGAAAGCCACCAACAACUCCUCAACCAACUCGACAUCGCGCACAUCGCCCGCCCCUUCCGCAAUCCCCAUUGGAAGCCUUCCCAACGCCGCAACAAAAACGUCAAGCAGCUGAUCUCUGAGAGCUCCCGGAAAGAAGCCUCCCAGAUGGCUACGCAAGCCAACUCGGGCGCAACAACGCCCCUCCCGACCACGUCCGCCAGCACAGAUGGCAGCCAGACCCCGGCCGAGGGAACUCCGCGCACGAACAUCGCGCAGGCGGCACAGAACCUCUCUACGCUUGUGCUGGAGAAGAAUGCGCGAGCGACGUUUCCGUCAGGACCGGCGGUAACGUAUACGAACAUUGAGUCGGCGCCAUCACUCCACCCGUCGCAGCAGACGAAAUACUGCGAUAUCACGGGGUUGCCGGCGCCGUAUACGGAUCCGAAGACCAGGCUGCGAUACCAUGAUAAGGAGGUCUUUGGGGUGGUUAGGUCGUUGGCGCAGGGUGUGCCUGAGAGUUAUCUGGAGUUGAGGGCGGCGCAUGUCGUUCUCAAGUAAUAGGUCUAGGGUUAGAGACGGAAAGUUAUGUUUUACGUGAAAUUUGUUUCUCGGAUGAGAUACUAUCAUUUGGUCUAAUUGCAGAAUGUCCGGCCAUCACAGUCAAGCCCUUUCCACCCACCGUGCCCCUCUCGAGACAGGUUCAAGAAAGCGCUCCGGCUUAAUCGUGACCUUUAUAUAAGUGUCAUUCUUCGCCUUGUGCUAGUUGCACUCGACUACUACCGAUGCUCCACGAGCAAGAGCAUCAGUUACAGCAUCCUGGGGAUGCUGUCGCCGCGGCGUAUGAGCGAACCAGAAGACUGGCAGGGAAAUAGAAGCGGGGGGGAGAAGCAGAGCUGUCUAUGUGUGAUCGUAUGAAUAUAACCCAGUUCCAAGUCCGAAUUCAAUGCUGUAGUGGUACAUCGCUAUCGUUCAUUAAAUAACGCGUAUGUAAAUAUCAGACCGGUCUAAAGUCAACAAAACCAUUGUAAGCAAAUGCAUGGCACUAGUCCAUCAUAAAAUCGAAGCAUUGGACAAAACAAAUAACUGUGCGUUAUACAAC